Messenger RNA from Parascedosporium putredinis, 261 nucleotides. NCBI's taxonomy places the organism in Eukaryota, Fungi, Ascomycota, Sordariomycetes, Microascales, Microascaceae. The record is from the annotation of a GenBank genome assembly.
AUGCGAAUGCGAACGAAAUGCAAGAUGCAGUCAGCCUCCGCUUUCGUCUUCACGCAGCCCCAGAAGGGCCCCAAAGGCGGUAUCCAGGCGAAAUUAAGCUUGACAAUGGUGCGAUUCCGCUCCCAAGGUGGUAUGACUGCAUUCAAGACCUUGUACGGGAGCAUUCAAACAAACGCUCUCGAGGGCGCCCACCCCAUGAGGGCUCUCGAGAUGAAAAAGGAAGGCCGCGAGGACAACUCCUAUGGUUUCUUAGAUAGUUAG